This is a messenger RNA of Salvia splendens (bonfire salvia), 829 nucleotides long. RefSeq lists its product as uncharacterized. NCBI's taxonomy places the organism in Eukaryota, Viridiplantae, Streptophyta, Magnoliopsida, Lamiales, Lamiaceae. The transcript has 3 exons. The record is from RefSeq and is a predicted model, not a curated record. Bases 107 to 808 code for a protein of 233 amino acids.
CACCACCUGACAUUUCACAGAGAAAGAGAGAUAGAUAGAAAUCAAGAUUCAAUCUGAUUUCCAUUCCAAUUUCCAAUCCAUCCACCAUCCAUAUUCUCUCUCUCACAUGGGCACAGAAAAUUACAGAAAGAGUGGGCAGAUUCCGGCGUUUGGCGACUGGGAGAAUGCGAGUGAGAUGCCGAUAACGCAGUAUUUCGAGUGCGCGAGGCAGGCGGGGCUGCUCCGCUGCAGCUGCUCCGGCGAAUGCGGCGGCUCCUACGGUGCUAACGCCGCGUAUUGGGGCGGCGGCGGUGCUAAUUCUUAUGGGGUUGGUUAUGAGAAGCCUUUGCCUUUGCCUCGCCGAGUUUAUGCCGUUCCUGAGCGAAAGUCUCAGGCAAGAGGAGUGAACAAGGGGUAUCCACAUUCAAAUGAGCAAAUGAAGAAAGUUAAGGUUCGUGACUUGAUGAAUCAACCAAGAUUAAAUCCGACAGUCCCUCACAAACACCACCCAAAACAGAGUAAUACUACUAAAUCUGGAAACCUCGUACAACAUAGAUCCUCGGUUUCUGCUAAACCUGUGGAUGAGGAUCUGUACAAGAUCCCACCCGAGCUACUCGAAAAUUCGAAAAGAGUAAGUAAUUUGCUUUCAAUUUGUACAUGUUUUUGUGUAAAAGAUUUAUCUAAUAUUGAUAUUUUCUUCAGAAAAAAAUGCUGGGAUUCUUCUCCAAAUGCAUGGUUCCUCCAUGUGCUGCAUGAGCCAAGCUUGAGUAGUUUGCAUAGAAUGAUUGAAGCUAUUACACUUGUGAAAGACUAUGAAAAGAAUUUAUAAUCAAUUUUUCAUCUUCAUUGA